CUGUUGCUCCUCCCCUUAGCCUUCUGUGGGAAUCCCCAACAACGUGCUCUGCUUGGCCUCAAAAUAUUUUGGCUUUUUAAGUCACUUUCAGCUCGGAUCGGCUGCAACUAAUCUUUCUUGGACAGCGACAGCGGGACAUCCAAGCGUUCUUGCGUCUUGGCUCUUCCUCAUUUUUCUCUCAGCUCGUCAAGGAGGGAAAUCAGUGAUGGAAGGGCAAAGCUUUGACAGCCUGCAGUUGAGCCAGAACCUGCCGCUAAGUCAGGACUCUUUUCAGGAGCUGUGGCAGAGUGUCGUAACUGCUCCCAUCUUCAUUUCAUCUCAAGAUGAGGCUCAGCAAUGGAGAGGAGAUGAAAACAUCGAGCUCCUCAACGAUCAAGUGUUGACUGAGGGCUUCGAUGAGAAUCUGUUUGAGCUACCUGCAGAGAUGUUGCCUAAAGAUGCUGUUACUCCCCCAGCCUCCACCGUCCCGGUUACAACCGACUAUCCGGGGAAAUACGGCUUCCAGCUUCGCUUUCAGAAGUCUGGCACAGCCAAGUCUGUCACGUCCACUUUUUCAGAGCUUCUCAACAAGCUGUAUUGCCAGCUGGCAAAGACCAGUCCUAUUGAAGUGUUGGUGGACAGGGAGCCUCCUCAGGGUGCUAUUCUGAGAGCCACGGCGGUUUACAAGAAGACUGAACAUGUUGCUGAUGUGGUGCGCCGAUGCCCCCAUCACCAAAAUGAGGAUGGAGCUGAGCAUCGCAGCCACCUCAUCAGGGUGGAGGGCAGCCAGAGAGCCCAAUAUUUUGAGGAUGUGCACACAAAGAGGCAGAGUGUGACUGUCCCCUAUGAACCCCCGCAGUUGGGCUCUGAGAUCACGACCAUCCUCCUGAGCUUUAUGUGUAACAGCUCUUGCAUGGGUGGGAUGAAUCGGAGGCCCAUCCUCACCAUCCUGACCCUGGAGACUCCAGAGGGGCUGGUUUUGGGCCGGAGGUGCUUUGAGGUUCGUGUCUGCGCGUGUCCCGGCAGAGACCGCAAGACCGAAGAGGAGAACAGCACCAAGGUGCAGAACGGCACCAAACAAACCAAGAAGCGAAAGAGUGCUCCUGCUCCUGCGCCUGCCACCGCGUCUGUAAAGAAGUGCAAACCAGCUUCAAGUGCAGAGGAAGAGGAGAAGGAGGUGUAUGUUCUCCAUGUUCGUGGAAGUGAGCGUUACGAGAUGCUGAAGAAGAUAAACGAUGGUCUGGAGCUGCUUGAUAAGGAAAGAAAGUCCAAGGUUUCUGUCAAACAGGAGCUUCCUUUACCAUCCAGUGGCAAGAGACUCCUGCAGAGAGGAGAGAGGAGUGACAGCGACUGAGAACAUUUAUGCCUCGAUCAUGAAAACGUCUUUCUCCUUCCAUGCCAUCAGGAUGACUUCAGGUUUUUACGAUGGGAACUCCUAAUCACCUCCUGCCUCCAAAACGUACUGAACUGCCCGAUCAUAUAUUCAAAAUACAUCAGUGUCUUGCUUUUUUUUUUAAAUUUGUUUUUUUUACUUGUCUGACAAAGUUUUGUCGGCCGUUUGAGUCACGGUUGUGACACAUUGGAACUUUGUUUAAAUCCUGCUCAUGAAGCUGGAAUGAAUGUUUAUCUCCAUCAAAGUUGCUGUAUUACUCCACUACAGCCCGUACACACAUUCCACUGAUCCACUGAUAUCCUGUCAGGCUGCACUUUUCCAUGAGUUUAUUCAAAAAUUCAGCUAACUUUGAUUAUAUGAGCUAUAACUAUCAAAAAAUAAAAGCAGAACACAACGUACCACAUGGUGUUAACAGUUCGUGCGUCGUCAGGCUUGUUUGUAUUAGUUUCUUGCUUUGAAGAAUCAGUGUACACCUGUUUCGAUGUAUUGCUCAUGGGAAUUGUUUUGCCACAGUCCUCUUAUUUUUUUCCAUUACUGCUAGACUUGGUAGAUGAGGGGCUGGCUGGUUCACCCCAAAAAACUAAUCAGCUUUUAGUCAUUUCAGAAAAGUAUGUCUGAGAUGAAGAGAAAGAAUGGGUGUUGUUAAAAUGGAAUUAGUCAGACACGCAUGGACAGAAUAUCACCCACUGUGGAUGACAGACCAGUUUUUAUAGAACCAGCACUUCAGUUUGACGCGACCGAUCACUGCCCGUUAUUAGAACCACUUUGUUUUUUCACUGCCAGCGAUGUAUGCUUAGUCAUUUCUUUAUUUUUGUUUCUGUAUCUUUAGAUUAUUUGGGGAACGUGGGUUUGUAUAGAGGUUUGUGUUUCUAUAUUUUUCUUUGUCUUUAUUUUUUCAUGGCUUUUUUUUGUUAUUGUACUAAUUUGCAUUUUUGUUAUUCAAAUAAAGUGGAUCAUAUAUCAAAGUG
This is a messenger RNA of Acanthochromis polyacanthus (spiny chromis), 2340 nucleotides long. RefSeq names its product tumor protein p53 (gene tp53). Bases 206 to 1333 code for a protein of 375 amino acids. NCBI's taxonomy places the organism in Eukaryota, Metazoa, Chordata, Actinopteri, Pomacentridae. Gene Ontology annotation, molecular function: protein binding; RNA polymerase II cis-regulatory region sequence-specific DNA binding; DNA-binding transcription factor activity, RNA polymerase II-specific. The record is from RefSeq and is a predicted model, not a curated record. The transcript is spliced from 11 exons. Gene Ontology annotation, cellular component: nucleus. Gene Ontology annotation, biological process: apoptotic process; protein tetramerization; regulation of transcription by RNA polymerase II.